AUGAAAACUAAAUGUUUCUCUGCAAGACAUUAUACAGAUAAUGAAAAUAAAGAAUUUUGUAACCUUAUGUCAUAACAAUAAAUCGAAGAACGCUUUGCAAUCAUCUAAAAAUAAAACUCCUUUAGAUAGAUAAAAAGAAGAAACACAAUUACUGUAAGAUAAAAUAAAGUUGAAGAUUUAUGCAUUUUAUUUGAGAAACUUAUCAAGAAAUCUAACAAAAACAAACCUUUAAAAUAGAAAUACCAUGCAAUCUGUUAGGAAUCAGGAAUUGAUUUUAAUGAAUUAAGAAAUAUUACAAGAAUAGAUGAUAAAUAGGAUUAUAUUAUUAAGUGUUGUGUUAAUUAGAUUUCUUCAUAAUUUGAUAGUAUUUCUUGAUUUUAAAUAGACAUUCUAUCCAAAUAUAACAUAAAUUCAAACACUGAAAGACAUUCCAAUAAAAAUGAUGAUCAAUUAGAUUUAUAUGGUUGGUUAUAAGUCAAAUCUCAAUAUAAAUCUAUUUUGAAAAGAUUGAAAUUUGCAUUAGUCGAUUUGAUCUAAACAUCUAACAAUUUUAAAAAAGUUAAUAAUUUUCUAUCAUCCAAAUCUAAAAUUAAUUCCUAAUAAGUAAGUUUCAUCCAUACUACUAAUAAUAUUGACAGUAAAGAAUAAUCUACUUAAUACACUUCUAGAAUCUAAGUGAAUACUGAUAAAAAACUUAUUCUAAAUGUUCCUGAACUUUAAUAUUCUCCUCCAGAAUUGUUUUUUGAAUGGAAUAAAGCAAUAGAGGAUGGAUAUAUAAGUACAGGUAAAAAUAUGCAUUUAAUGGGUUAUGAAACUAUAAAAAAAUAAUUAGCAAAUGGUAUUCAUUCAAAAAAACGAGAUAAAAUAUUAAAUAAAUGUUAAUAAACUGGUAAUUAUAUUACAGAAUAAGAACUAUAAUAUAUAGCUUCAACUAGUUUCUUGAUAAAUAAAUGUAUAGAUAGAGAUUUUAUAUAAAGAGCUAUUAAUUGUUUAGAAGAUAAUGUAUUAAUUAUUAUUAAUUAGGUUAAACAUCAAAUUGAAUUGAAUAUUUCUGAAUAAAUACUCUAAAACUUUUAUUUCAUUAAAGAAAAUCAAGUAAAAAUUAGAAACAAAUAUUUUGAAGAAUUAAAUAAAAAAAAAAGACAAUAAAUAAGUAAAAUCAUAUAUAUUAUUAAAGCUGAAAACACAAAAAAUUAUGAGAGAUAUUAACAUUUCUCAAAAGAUUCUCUAUAAAUUAGAGUGAUUAAAGGAAAAUUUGUUUAGUAUUUAAAAGAAGCUUAAAAAAAAAAGUUUUUAAAAGAAGCUUUUGACCAUAAAAAAUAGAGUGCUUUGAGAAAACUUAAAAAUUCAGGAAACCCAUUAGCUAACAUAUAUGUUUAAAAAUUUAAGGAAAUUAUGCUAGGAAUUGUGAGAAAAUAUAGAGAAGUAUAUAUAAUCAAUAAUCAAGAGAAAAGGAACUGAAAAAAUAAAAUAAUAAAACUUUUUAGAAAGAAACACUUCAAAAUAAACAUUUAAGCCAUUAUUUAUAAAAGGUCAAGAUGAAUUUUAAUUAGAGUAAGUAAAACAUAUAUUUCAUCCUCCAUCAAAAUUACUUACAUUGGAUCCAGAAGAAAAGUUUCAAUAAUAUUAAAAAGAAAAAAUAAUAAAAUGGAGUAAAAGUUAUAGAUUAGGAAUAAGAAAUUAUAAUAUUAGUUAAAAUGAAUUUAUGAAAUUUUAUAGUGGAGGACCAUAAACUAGCAGAUAAUUUUAAAGUUAAAAAUUGAAAGGAUUAAAUGAUCAUUAAGAGCUUGAAUUACCAAGUUAAUAAUAAUGGAUUACAGAUGAAAUUGAAGUUUAAGCAGCAAAUAAAAUAAAAAUGGCAAUUAAGAGAUUUUUAUAUAAAAAGAAAUUUUUUAAAGUAUUAGAAAAAAAAGAACAAUUAAAAAGCAUAGAUAUAGAAUAGAGAAUAUAAAAGUGUAUGAAAGCUAAAAGAUUUUUUGAAGAAUUACAUAAAGAAUUAAAUAAUUAAUAAAAUGAAAGAUUAAAGGAUAUAACUCAACAUUCUCCUCCUAAAUUACCUAUGGAUAAAGUAGUAUUUAUUCCUGGUUCUACACCUACAUCACCAUAAAUAAAUCGAUUGAGCAAACAUAAAACUACUGAAAUCUCAUUAGUAAGUAGUCGUAUCAUUAAAUAAGUAUAUUUUAUAUUUUAUUUUAGUCUGAUUUAUAAAAAAGAGAAACAAAUGAAAAAUAAAGAUAAAAAUUACUUAAUAAAUUUGUUAGAACCAGACUAGAUGGAGAGGCAAAAAUAAAAAACAGAAAAUUAAUAUAGGCAGCAAAAAUGAAGAAUCUUGCUAUUGCUGAAGCAGCUGGGUUCCAUUAUAGUAAAGCUGAUACUGAACUAUAUGAUUAAAAUGGAAACACUCCUUUAUAUUAUAGUGCCAAAUAUGGAGAUGAAUAAAUGACUAAAUUCUUAUUAAAAAUAGGAGCAGAUGUCAAUUAAGUAUGUUCUAAUGGGAAUACUCCUGUUCAUAUGGCUUUCCUUUCAGGAAAUUAAUAAAUAAUAAUCGAAUUCAUCAAUAGAAAUGGUAAUCUUAACAUAUUGAACAAUGAUAAUUAUACUCCUUUAGCCUUUGGCACUCAGGAAUUGCUUCAAUCUCUAAAUCUGAUUCAUUGUGUUGCUACAGUAAUAAUACUGUAAUAAUUAGGUUAAAUAAGAUAAUAUUAAAAGAAUUGAUAAUUAACAUUUGCUUCAUAGAAAGAUCAAGUCUGAAACAUAUGAACUUAACGAUGAAUUGAUAUUAGAAAUUAAAAAGAGAGGAUGA
This is a messenger RNA of Paramecium pentaurelia, 2803 nucleotides long. The record is from the annotation of a GenBank genome assembly. NCBI's taxonomy places the organism in Eukaryota, Ciliophora, Oligohymenophorea, Peniculida, Parameciidae.